Messenger RNA from Triticum urartu, 1054 nucleotides. RefSeq lists its product as uncharacterized. The record is from RefSeq and is a predicted model, not a curated record. Lineage: Eukaryota; Viridiplantae; Streptophyta; Magnoliopsida; Poales; Poaceae. Gene Ontology annotation, cellular component: chloroplast thylakoid membrane; chloroplast inner membrane.
ACACCAUCCGCCAAGUGAUAGAUCCCCCGCUCUGAUCCUUCCACGUGUCCACCGCGCUGUGCGAGAAGCCGGCGGAAAGCAGGAGAAGCCGCCGAGUUCAUCGCCUCCUCUGCAGAGGCCGUUCCCCUUUCAUUUCCUCCGCACCCACCUGCUCGGCGGCGAUGGCUGCUCCCUCCGCGGCCCUCUCCAUCUCCGGUGGGGCGCAUACCAGUGCAUUUGGAUGCAAGCCGAAGAAGCUGAUCUCAAACAGAAAUUUCUUGCAGCUGGCAGUUCCCUCAAAUUCCCAAAAUGCAAAUCUUUAUGGAAAGUUAACCGUCUGCAGAGCAGAAAGUGAAGAUUCUAAAGGCGGGGGAGGAUUCUUGACUGGAUUUCUCAUAGGGGGAGCAGUCUUUGGAACACUGGGUUAUGUCUUUGCUCCUCAGAUCAGCAAAACUUUAGAUACAUUGCUGAAUGACGACGGGCAAGAUGGUAAGCCUGACGAGCAAGGCGUCCAAAGUGUACCAAGGCCACGUAAUGCUCAAUACUAUGAUGAAGGUUUAGAGAAAACUCGUCAGACACUGGGUGACAAGAUAAGCCAACUGAACCUUGCGAUUGACAAAGCUGCCGCCCGAUUGAAGCGUGUCACUGGCAGUGUCGAAAAAGAGGCUGUUAAAGAUGAAACCGAAAUUGAAAUAUCAAAACUGGAUGAUAAUGGAGUUUUGGAAGGAAACUCGAGUGAACAGGGUUUUGUGCAAGGAGAAAGUGCAACAUAAUGAUCAUAUCGUGUGAUUAGCAGCUUUGCCAGGGAGUAUUUCGUCGGGCAAACUGAUGGGUGCUCUAUUCAACUGACCGGCGACACCAAAAAUGAUUGCAAGUAGUUCGUUGGAGAUUUUUUCUGUGCUCAAGCUGUAUUGCUGUAGUUCUGUAUGCUCUGUCAUCGCCAUCAGCUCCAAAAACUUUCAUGAAAAUUGUGUAAUUUAGAACUGGUGAUCUAAAUAGCUGAGUGGCAUACGAUUCUCUCAAUCUGUUGUGUACUAGUACCACUAAUAAUAGACAAUGGUGUGUUUGGUUUAAA